AUGCAUGGCUGGUACACCGAUCCUCAGACUCAUCAGAUCAAGAUGGCCCCAAAACCGGCUUUUAUCUUGAGGAAGGGACUCAACAAUUCCCAGACACCUGACGGCGGUGCCAUCCCAAAUUAUUGCGUCAACGACGGUAGCAAAAUCGAUGUUAUCGACGUUGAAGAGGGUGUAAGAGAGUCCAUGGUGCAAAAUAGCUUCGCCAAAUCGUCAGUUGAUGCGAAAUUGAACGGCGGCUAUUCCAAAGUGAGCAUUGGCAUGAGUGCAAACACUCUCCUGCAGAUGCAGAAAGGACAAGAGAAGGGGAAGACGAAGUCAAACAAGACUUUAGUUGGACAGUACAAGCUUCCCCGAGCCACACUAUUUCUGACCCCUGACGACCUUGAGCCGACUCCUCAACUGAUGAAGGAGCUCAAAAAGGUCGAGAAAGACAACACUCUCGUGAACAUCCGUAAAUUCCAGAUGACAUUUGGUGAAUUCUUCGCACAUGAGGUAACCAUCGGCGGAAUGUUGACUUCAACACAAACUCGAGAAGCGAACGAGCAGACCUUGCAAGAAAAGUCUAAGCAGGAUUUCAAGCGAACUAUUGGCCUCGCAAUUUCCUCGGCAAAUGCUGGGGGCGGCUACACUCGUCAGGAAUCACAGGAUACAGAUCAAAGCAACAGCUAUGGUAGCAGGAACGAUAGUGAGCAGGUGGUGUUCGAAGCCAUUGGCGGCAACACCAUUCUAGCAUCCAGCCCUCAGCGCUGGUGUCAAUCGGUGACUAACCACGAGAAUUGGAGGGUUAUCGAACGAGCCGACUUGAAAAGCAUCGUGGAGUCCAUGGCCGGAUGUGAAGUGUCAGAGCUGGGAGAUGUCGUUAAGCUCUUCUCCAGCGCCAAAUCGGUAGAGCAUAUGUCUGAUCACAUUGACGUCACCUCGAGUGGUGAACUAUUUGCUCAACUUCGAUUGAGAACCAAAGCAGAUGACCAAGAUCAGUACCUCGUUCACGAUGAUUCGGUAGCAGUCCAACUUGACAGUGUUGGUGAACAGGCCAUUGUGCCCAACAGAUUCUCGGGGCCUCAGGUGAUGUCUUACGAUCAUGCCCGUUGGGGAAAGAAUCCCGACUUUGGAAUCUGGACUAUCAAGAAUCGUGACGCGGGUCAUGACGGCAAAUUGUUUUGCUUGACCUUCGAAUUCAAGGACAAUCCGCACGGCUAUCGCGACUUUGUGCGCGAUGCUCGUGGCUUCAGGAACCCGGGUACUUCUGAAGCGUGGAAGAAGCGAUCAUGCUUGCUUCUGGAUGACGAGGUGUUGUCUGAAGGGAAGAUUUCCCGCUCUUUGAAAGUGAACGGGUGUGAAUUCGGUGUAAGCAUUGCAUCGUUUUGGAUUGACCAGCUUGCAUCGGAUGGUACCGAUGAGGAUGAUGACCGUUUGUUGGAACCAUUUCCCAAGGUGGAAGAGCCUUAA
Molecule: messenger RNA, 1449 nt
Organism: Colletotrichum siamense
Lineage: Eukaryota; Fungi; Ascomycota; Sordariomycetes; Glomerellales; Glomerellaceae
Exons: 11
Coding region: 1-1449 (482 amino acids)
Source: RefSeq, a predicted model, not a curated record